Molecule: messenger RNA, 1254 nt
Organism: Fundulus heteroclitus (mummichog)
Lineage: Eukaryota; Metazoa; Chordata; Actinopteri; Cyprinodontiformes; Fundulidae
Gene: med30
Product: mediator complex subunit 30
Exons: 5
Coding region: 209-778 (189 amino acids)
Biological process (GO): positive regulation of DNA-templated transcription
Cellular component (GO): mediator complex
Molecular function (GO): transcription coregulator activity
Source: RefSeq, a predicted model, not a curated record
UGAUUUCCGGAACUAGCGACUCUCGUGAGAGUAUGAAACAAUUAGCAGCAGCUGUACCCAGGAGCUUGUUUGUUGUUAGAGGGCUUGACAUGUCAACGAAAGAGCUAAAUUAACACCACGAAGGAAUGUGAAGGUGUGCGGAUGUAGCUCAGCCUCACGGGAGACGCAGCCCAGACCCACACCUUCAGCAUCCUGACCUGCUGUCUCCAUGACGACCCCUCCUCUCGUGACUCCUUUUGUUGGCCAGCCUCCUCCUCCUCCUCCACCGCAACAACAACAACAACAACAACAGCAGCAGCAGGCCCAGGCUGCUCGAGAUGUCAACACGUCUUCACUGUGUCGCAUCGGCCAGGAGACGGUCCAAGACAUUGUCCUCAGGACGAUGGAGAUAUUUCAGCUACUCAGGAACAUGCAGCUGCCUAACGGAGUGACGUACCACACCAACACCCAUCAGGACCGGCUGGGAAAGCUUCAAGAGCAUCUACGGAUGCUUUCUGUUCUUUUCCGCAAGCUGCGCCUGGUCUAUGACAAAUGCAACGAGAACUGCGCCGGGCUGGACCCCAUCCCUCCGGAGCAACUGAUACCCUUUGUGGAGGAUGACGGCUCCAAACACGACGACCGUUCGGGCGGGCAGAGCCACCUCACAAGCGAGGAGAGGAGGGAAAUCCUGGAAGUCAACAAGAAGCUGAAGCAGAAGAACCAGCAGCUGAAGCAGAUCAUGGACCAACUCCGGAACCUCAUCUGGGAGAUCAACUCCAUGCUGGCGGUUCGCAGCUGAGCCACGCGUGUCAGUGAGGACGAAGGACGGGUUGCUAACCGGACAGAGACCGGCAGCACUUUACAUGAAGAAAAUAAGAAAAAAAACGGGAACUUUGGCAAUAUCAUCUUGCUCCCAGAUGAAGGUUGGAAACCACAGAAGAAGAACGAGGGGAGAAGCGGGGACGGGAGGGUUGGAUGACAGAAAUGGUUCUGUCAACCUCGUUAAUCUAUGUUCAAAGCAGCAUUAUUUAACCUAAAGAUCAAAUAUGUUUUAUGUAUCUGUAGUUAGAGGCCAAGUGAAGAAAUUAUAGAGACACAUUGAUAUAUUUAAUCAGACUAUACCGCUAACAAAUUGGACUGGAAGUUGUGACAAACUGUGGCAGAAACGUAUUUACAGGUUUGGUUUUAAUAUCAAUCCACUCUGACUGAAUCUGACAGCUCUUUGUUAAAUGCUCUGUUGAACUAUAAAUCUGGUUGAGAUUUCAGAGAAAAGAA